Juglans microcarpa x Juglans regia is the source of this 648-nucleotide messenger RNA. RefSeq lists its product as uncharacterized. Lineage: Eukaryota; Viridiplantae; Streptophyta; Magnoliopsida; Fagales; Juglandaceae. Bases 1 to 648 code for a protein of 215 amino acids. The record is from RefSeq and is a predicted model, not a curated record. The transcript has a single exon.
AUGGUUUUAUUUAGGGAGGCUCUCAUUGAUAGGAACCUUUAUGACUUGGGUUGGAAGGGGGACAGAUUUACUUGGAGUAAUACGCAUGGUGAUGAAUCAUUUACCAAGGAAAGGUUAGAUAGGGUUAUUGCAAACACUGAGUGGAGAGAGGUGUAUAAGGAGUCACGGGUUGAAGUUCGGGUGGCUAGUUCUUCUGACCAUAAACCUUUGUUAGUUCACUUAAUGAAGCAAAAAGAAGCUGAAGGGGUUAAGAGAAGAUCUUUUAAGUAUAAGGCAAGCUGGGCCUUAGAAGAUGAUUGUGAACUGGUUCUAAAGACAGCAUGGAGGAAGGAAGAUCCUUCAAACAAGGUGGUGAAGUUACUGGAGAAUAGUAAAGCAGUUUUUCAGAAGUGGAGUAAGAAGCUAAAUAAUGAAGGAAAAAAUGACAUUGAGGAAAAAUCAAGGUUACUGCAGAGGCUUCAAGAGAAUGAAAAUAGUGGUAAUGCACUAGAGAUAAGGAAAGUGAAAGAGGAACUGAAUCUGUUGCUGGAAAAAGAGGAUCUGAGGUGGCGUCAGAGGGCAAAGACAAAUUGGUGCAAGCUUGGAGAUAGAAAUACAAAGUAUUUCCAUGCUUGUGCCAAACAAAGGAAAAAAAAGGAAUCUUAUUAG